AUGUUUGAUUCUACGGCAGAUGAGAUGAACAGCAGCGCUAAAGCAACGUAUACGCAGAUCCUUGUGGCCUCCUCCGUGGGGCUGAUCAUAGCAGCUGCGCUGCAUUACCGCAUCAGGAAAGUACUCGACAGGAAGAUCAUACCUCGGAAGAGAAUCUCCGCUGCCGACCAGGUUUUGAGCAUUGAGAAGUUCUCUCACUAUGUAGCCAGGCAGAUGGGAUUCAAAGACAGGAGAGAAUGCCCACAUUUGUGUAAGUUGGCAUCCGAAUACAUUAAAAAAGCUGAGGGAUGCGAAGAAGACAUGUACGCGUUUUUUGCAAAUGAUCCUGAAUGUGAUUCUCUCUUCAUCAAACUGGUGGAAGAAUUCGAAAGAUGCAUCCUCAGCUACUUUGCGUUCCACUGGAAACAUACGUCGUUUAUGCUCAGCCAGGUGCUGGGUGCCGAAGAGCCGAAAAAGAAGCUCAAGAACAUCGUCAUGCAAGCAACGAGAGAACAGAGAGUUGAGAGGGUGACAAAGAAUCUAAAAGUGGCAAGAGUGUUUACCACAUUAGUGGAGGAGAUGAAAGCUAUUGGACUCGUGACAAACGACGAUUCACAGUGCACGAAUGUCAUGGUACCAAUGGCUCAUAGCGACAGAAGUCCAGUGCUCCUCCUCAUGGGUGGUGGGAUGGGGGCCGGGAAGAGUACUGUGCUCAAGGACAUUCUCAAAGAACCAUUCUGGGCUGGAGCAUCAGGGAAUGCAGUUGUCAUCGAGGCAGAUGCCUUUAAAGAGUCGGAUGUCAUCUACAGAGCCUUGAGCUCUAGGGGGCACCAUGACUUGCUUCACACUUCUGAACUGGUGCACCAAUCAUCUACAGAUGCAGCAUCAUCCCUGCUAGUAACUGCACUCAACGAAGGGCGAGAUGUGAUCAUGGAUGGAACUCUUUCGUGGCUGCCAUUCGUCGUUCAAACAAUAAACAUGGCCAGGUCUGUUCACCGUCGCAGAUACCGCAUGGGAGCUGGCUACAGACAAGAUAAUAACGGGGUCGUGACAGAGAACUACUGGGAACAAAUGGAUGAAGAACAAGAACAUGAAGGAAAUACGAAGAGAAGACCAUACAGGGUAGAGUUGGUUGGCGUUGUUUGUGAUUCUUAUUUAGCUGUCAUCAGAGGAAUAAGGCGAGCUAUAAUGUGUAGAAGGGCAGUGAGGGUGAACUCUCAGCUGAAAUCACACAAGAGAUUUGCAGAAGCAUUUAUGACAUACUGCAAUCUAGUAGACAAUGCUCGACUUUACAGCACUAAUGCGUUAGAAGGCGCUCCUAAGCUUAUAGGAUGGAAAGACAAAGACAAGACUCUGUUGGUCGAUCCGGAUGAGAUAAGUUGUCUGAGCAUGGUAUCCAAGCUGAACGAAAAUGCAGAUUCAGUUUUUGAUCUCUACAAGACCUUCCAUCCGGCUUUCGAAGAAGGCUCUGUGUGGAACGACAUAGUUUUGUCCCCUUCAAGGUUGAACAUCCAGAAAGAACUAAAGUACUCUAUUCAGAAAGCUGAGGCAAUGAGAGAGUGAUCACAAGAAAACAAUUACAUACGUACCGGUACAUGUAAGAGUGGAGAUAUAUAGAUCUUGAUGGAGUUGUCUACCUAUAUGGAUACUGUUUAGAUAAUACUGAGAUGGGAUUUACAGAAUCAUCAUUAAGACAUUUGGCAGUGGGGAAAACAAGUUCAAAAGGCACAGGCGCACAGCUUCCUAAAUGCAGACUGAAAACUUAGCAGCAAAAUUCUAGAGGUUUUUAUCACUUGUCUAUAUUGUGAAAAGAAGAUAUAUUUAGAGACAUUUUAUGUGUCGUAAUAAGGGUAAAACAUUAUCAGCAAUCAACAACUAAUUAAGAACCUCCUACCUUAAAUUCCAUGUAUAACACUAAGAGACAUAAUAUUCUAGCAAAGCACACGUUAAAAAUCAUGAAUCAAGGUAAAUUUCUCUUAAAUAUACAAAAAGAAAAAGGAGGAAUUUAAGCAUCAAAAGGAUGAGCUCCAACUCUAGUAGUGGAGUGACCUCAGGCAGAUUCCAUGAAUAGGCGGUUUUGUUGAUUAUGCAGGAACCCAAACAUUAUCCAUAGAAAUAAGUUAAUGGUUGAGAGGUGGCAAUGUAUUCCGGUUAAAUCAUUAUCUGAAAAUCCAUAGAGAUAUUUACAUUCAUCUUAAACUUUAUUGAUGCAAUCUCUUAGGAUGAUAUCAAGAUAUAUGUUUAUAGUAUCCAGAGCUUAUAUAGCUGGAUAUACCACUUUCAGCCUAAGAAAGAAUUAUGAAGAUGGGAAAUGCCUACCUUUGUCUGCAGAUAUCAAGCUUAUAAACCAGCAUCUCCUACCAUCAAGUUCUUUUACAUCUAUAUCGCUAUAGCAGAAUUCAACAACGCUGCUUAACUAAACUAGAAAAGCUUUUAUGUUUAAGCUUUAAACCCUGUACUGUUUAUUUACACCUCAGCAAUAUGUUUUCAAAUACGUGGCCUCACACAAGGCUGUUGCAGCAUGCAACCUACUUUUUGGCUGUAAUGUUCAUGAAUACUUGCACUGCUAAGUUCAAAAUCCUUUAGGCAUUUAGCUGUAUAGUGUCGAGUUAUAGAUCAUGCCAUCAUGGAACUGAAUAAAACUGAGCCAAAUAUUUGACUCUCUGCAAAUACUCCAAUUAACACAGUUACAAAUGACCUUAAAUAUCUCCACAUUCCCCUUUGCAAUGGUGAUGCAGUCAAGAAAAUGCAGUAAUAAGCAUGUUGGAAUUGACCGAGAAGGGUAUUAAAAACGUACCCAUAGCUGAAGUAAAUGGCCUACAAAAGCGUGGUCCAGUGCUUUGCGUACAUAUUUCGGAAUCCCCCCAUCCCUCCCUUGUUCACUCAUCUUCUUCAAACUUGAUAUGUUCUCACGCAAUCGCACAUGAACCCUGCAAUUUGGCAAGCGUGUGCCGCCAGUGAUUGGGCUCAACCCUAGCCACCAAAUGCUCAAGCUAU
Salvia splendens (bonfire salvia) is the source of this 2976-nucleotide messenger RNA. Its product is annotated as calmodulin calcium-dependent NAD kinase-like. The record is from RefSeq and is a predicted model, not a curated record. Gene Ontology annotation, molecular function: kinase activity; ATP binding. The coding region runs from base 1 to 1542 and encodes 513 amino acids. The transcript is spliced from 8 exons. Lineage: Eukaryota; Viridiplantae; Streptophyta; Magnoliopsida; Lamiales; Lamiaceae.